GCUCGAUGAUUUUCUUCUGAUAGCAUCAUUGGUAAAAUCCCUCAUACUUGGCGUGGCAUUACUAGUACUGAGCGUUGCAGGUGUUUUGCGUUGGGGAGAAUGGCAUGCUUGCAAACUGUAGGUCUAGCUCACGACCUUGCUAGAAGGCUGACUGACGUAGGCUCGCAGCUGCUGCGAAGGGUCGGACAGGCCAACAUGUUGCUGAAAUGUCGAUGGAGAACAUUCAAGCAUUUCAAAAGGUGCCUCGUCUCCUUGCACGCACGCGGCAGCACGCUGAUGAGAACAUUAGGAGCUUUUCGCCAGUGGCGUGCUGCUACCGACCUGCCUCGCCCUGGCAAAGCUUUCUCUGCUCAUCUUGUACCACCGCCUCUUCUCUAUCACCAGCUUCCGCAUCAUCAAUUAUGUCCUCCUCGCCAUGGUCUCCAUCUGGUACAUCAUCAUCCUCUUCAUGACGAUAUUCCUAUGCACGCCGAUAGCCGCAAACUGGGACCUCACUGUGACGGGAAAGUGUCUCGAUCGAUGGGACCUCAAUCGGGCAGCACCCGUGCCAUGGGUUGUUACCGACUUUGUGGUGCUGCUCGCGCCGCUUCCCUGGCUGAAGAGGCUGAACAUCCGGUAUGCGGAGAAGGUUGCGCUCAUCGGCUUGUUCCUCUUGGGUAGCUUUACCUGCAUUGUGAGUGCCAUUCGGUACGGCCAGAUUUUCCUCAUUAAAGAAGACGCCACAUGGGACAUCUACAACCUCGGCAUCCUGUCCACCAUCGAGGCGAGCGUCACGGUGCUCUGCACUUCCCUAAUCGCAUCCAAACCGGCUAUUGUGGCCGUGGUACCGAAGGCGUGGCAGAAGCGCUUCAACGACUAUCUAGCAACGCAUUCACGAUCCGCCAACAGCUGGACACCGAGGAUCUUCCAUGGCCUCCCACAGCAUGCGGUGGAUUCAGGCACCUUGGUCAAGGCGAACUCUGGCUCUGUGGGGAAGACGAGUGGAGAGAGGACCCUGGCGUCGAAGCCUUCGCGCUUGGAGUUUGUUACAAGCGUGGAAAUGACGGACGUAAGCCGGACGGCUGAGAAGGCUGUGUGAUUCAUAUUGUUUGGACGAGCUGAGGGUAUUGCCAGCCAGUGAUAUUGGUCUGCGAGUUCGGUUCUGCGUGCAAGUUGAACAACUGAUGACAAAUGGAGGAAGGCCGGCGGGGGAUUCUGUAGCUGCAAGCGCAGCCUUAAUUCAACCUGUAUUAGUAGAGUUACGCGUG
This is a messenger RNA of Cucurbitaria berberidis CBS 394.84, 1247 nucleotides long. RefSeq lists its product as uncharacterized. The record is from RefSeq and is a predicted model, not a curated record. Lineage: Eukaryota; Fungi; Ascomycota; Dothideomycetes; Pleosporales; Cucurbitariaceae. Bases 416 to 1078 code for a protein of 220 amino acids. The transcript has 2 exons.